Messenger RNA from Rana temporaria (common frog), 1213 nucleotides. RefSeq names its product protein HEXIM1-like. The record is from RefSeq and is a predicted model, not a curated record. Gene Ontology annotation, cellular component: nucleoplasm; cytoplasm; nucleus. Gene Ontology annotation, biological process: negative regulation of cyclin-dependent protein serine/threonine kinase activity; negative regulation of transcription by RNA polymerase II. NCBI's taxonomy places the organism in Eukaryota, Metazoa, Chordata, Amphibia, Anura, Ranidae. Gene Ontology annotation, molecular function: 7SK snRNA binding; cyclin-dependent protein serine/threonine kinase inhibitor activity. The transcript has a single exon. The coding region runs from base 389 to 1213 and encodes 274 amino acids.
GGGUUCGCUAUAAAAAGCGGCGUCCCAGGCUGGGCAGAAGCAGUUGGAGGUUGGUUGGCGAGUGUGUAAGUUUGAGGAGCCGCGGAGAGAGCUUGGUGGGGGGAGGCGGAGAAAGAAGAAGAAGGAGGCGGGGGCUUUGGCUGUUUGUGUGUGUGUGUGUGUGUGCAGCGGCAGGAAGCCGCCAGCUGGGGGCAGUGCUGAAGCAGCUGUGGAGAGAGAGGGGAGAGCUCGCUACCUCAGAGUCCACACUGCAAGCCAAGUGACAUCUCCCCACACACACACCCCCCCUCCCAUCCACCCCUGUGACUUUAAAGUGGUCUGUUCCGGGUGCACCUGCAAGGCUUGAGAGAGACUUUUCCAUUUCCAAGAAAGAGGGGGGCGCACUGCCAUGGCAGAAGUGGGAGUCCAGGAGCCAAGCUUGCCCUGCCAAAGUUUGGCAGGUGGGGAAACCCUGCUGGGCAGCCAAGAAGGGAGUGGGUGGCCCCCGGAGGAGGAGAGAGGGGAGUGCCCGAGGAGGAGUACCCACCCCUCCUCCCCAUCCUUCCUCGAGCCAGAGGAGGACGACUACAGCCGGGUGGGCGACAGCCAUGAGCCGGAGGGGCCCUGGAGGGAGCUGGGCAGAAAGCGGCACCGCCGGCUACCCUCCAAGAAGAAGAGGUCCUGGAAGCCGUAUAACAAGCUGACCUGGGAGGAGAAGAAGCGACUGGAGGAGAGGGAGUCGCAGCGGGCGUCCAAGAUGCGGGCCGAGAUGUUCGCCAAGGGCCAACCGGUGGCCCCUUACAACACCACCCAGUUCCUGAUGGAGGACCACGGCUUGGAGGAGCCCGACCUGUGCCCGCCGCCAAAACGGGCCCCCGCCGCCCUGCCACCCGUCCACCUCGACAGCACGGAGGACGACGAGGAGGAGGACGGCACGGGCAGCGACGGUAUGGCCAGCGACGACGGCACCAAGUUCCUGCAGAAGGACUUUUCCGAGACCUACGAGAAGUACCACGUGGAGAGCCUGCAGGACAUGAGCAAGCAGGAGCUGAUCCGUGAGUACAUGGAGCUGGAGAAGUGCAUGAGCCGCAUGGAGGAGGAGAACAACCGCCUGAGGUCACAGCAGGCCGACCCCCCCAGGCUCCAUGAACUGGAGAUGGAGCUGGAGAAGCUCAAAGAGGAGAACCGGCGGCUGCGGAGGGAGCAGGUGGUGGCUGACCCUAUGGGGCACUGA